AUGCCCCAAUCCCAACACAAACUCCUCCACCCUCCCCACCUCUCCGCCCCGUCAUCUUCUCGACCAAAGAGUGCUAGUAGUAAAAAAGAGGGCAAGACGGAGUGGGAUGUCUUGAGGGAGAAUCACAGGUUUAUUCGAGAUGAUGAAGAACCUGGGGAAGUGGGGUGGGAGGAGAGGUUGGCGAGGGCUUAUGAGUCAAAACUCUUCAAGGAGUAUGCCCUGAUCGACUUGAAACACUACAAAUCCAAGAAACUCGCCCUCCGCUGGCGGACAGCCCCAGAAGUAGUCGACGGUAUUGGCGAAGAGUCUUGCGCCUCACUCCGGUGCCAUUUUCACCAUCCCCCUUCAAAUUCUACCUCUUUCCUAGAUGAGGGAAGAGGCUCGCCGGAGAGUUAUAGGCCUGAUGGAGGGUCGUUCCAACCGCCCGGGGGCUCUCGUCAAGAUCACGAGCAAGAUUGGGAAAGGGGAAGUCAGAAGAGAAGGCGAGAGGAGAAGAUACCUCGUUUGAGUGCGUUCGAGCUUCCUUUUGUGUAUGCGGAAGCAGGGGAGAGGAAGGAAGCGCUGGUGAAGGUCCGAUUGUGUCCCAAAUGUACAGACAAGCUUCUGUGGAAACCGGACGAGGAUGAGGGAAGCAAGAGAUAUGGACAUAGGAGUGAGGACAGGGAUAGAGAGAAGAGGAGAUCGCAUAGCAGGCGGGACGACAUGUCAGAUGAAGAAGGGCGCAGUCAUCGGAAGAGUGGAAGACGGUCGAGGUCACGAAGCCCUAGAAGACACGAGAAACGACAAUAA
This is a messenger RNA of Cryptococcus wingfieldii CBS 7118, 789 nucleotides long. RefSeq lists its product as hypothetical. The record is from RefSeq and is a predicted model, not a curated record. The transcript has 2 exons. NCBI's taxonomy places the organism in Eukaryota, Fungi, Basidiomycota, Tremellomycetes, Tremellales, Cryptococcaceae. Bases 1 to 789 code for a protein of 262 amino acids.